UAAGUAACAGAGGAAGAAAAUCGUAGAAUUAUAUUGAAAAAGCAGCAAGAAGAGAGAAAAAAAAGAGAAAGAGUUGAAUUAAUAGCUAUAUAUAAAUGGCAUCCGAAAGAGUUUAUGAGGAUUUUGAGCCCCGAGUUUUGUUUUCACAAGAGAAAGGCAGUAGAGCCAUCUUAUAUGAGGCUCAUUUACCAGAUUUCUCAAAGGAAGAAAUAAAGGUCACAGUAACGGCUCAAAGGAGAGUGAAGGCCCAGGGAGAAAGACACAGUCCUGCUAUAAAGGGCGCAGAAAAUAAAUGGAUGAGGUUCUGUGUGGAGCGCCCCAUCCCACAAGGGUAUGACCAAGACAAGAUUAGUGCCAAGUUUGAAAGUGGCAUUCUAUCUAUAAGAAUUCCCAAAAUAAGAACAACAAUAGAUUAUGUUAAUGAUGAUGAUGAUGUUGAUGAUGAUACUGACUAUGAUGAUGAUGAUGAUGAUGAUGAUGAUGAUGAUGAUGAUGAUGAUGAUGAUGAUGAUGAUCACAAGCCUAAUAAUGUUAAAGAAUAUAAGGAAGGAAAAGAUGACCAAUUGAAAAAUGAUGCAAAAAGUAGUGAUGAAACUUCUUCUUCUUCUUGUGAAGAAGAAGAAGAAGAAGAUAAUGGGGCAAAGAAUGGAGUGCCUAUUGCCAAGCAGCUGGAGAUGAAGAUGAGGAACAUUGGCAUUGCACUCUAUGUUAAGAACAUAUUAUAUAGUACAAGCUAAGUAAGUACAUGAUUAUUAAUUAGAUCACAAGAAUGGUGAAUAAUAUAUAAAGAGCUAGUGGAUAUCAAUCAUGCAUGUAUGUAAUUAAAGAGCAUUUGAAUUG
Molecule: messenger RNA, 840 nt
Organism: Cuscuta campestris
Lineage: Eukaryota; Viridiplantae; Streptophyta; Magnoliopsida; Solanales; Convolvulaceae
Source: the annotation of a GenBank genome assembly